UCUCUUCUCAGUCUGUCACAUCAGCUUGCACACGCGUUUAUAGCAGCAGAGUGCCUCAGUUCACUCGCUUUCAGACAAAAAAAAACUAAGUGCGAGACAGAACUUUAUUGAAAGUGAAUUAGCGUGUAACGGAAGGAAUGUGAAGGCAGAGGGAAUCCCGGUUAAAUAGGAAAGAAAUGGUGAAAAAAGGACAUUGGGAAGCAUUCUGGUCGCCGAGAUAGAUUUAAUUAUAAAUGUGCUGAGUGUCGUGAUUGGCCAAGUUAUCAGGUAAUCUAGAAACGCUGAAGAGACAGCAAACUGCCAGACACCCGCCACGCCACGCCACGCCACGUCAUGCCAGCAAGCUAACCGAAGCACCGCAGAGACAAGAUGACCCCAACGCGGCCGCUGGUGGCACUGGCGCUACUGGGAGUGAUGGCAGUGGUGAGGGGUGUGGAAGGGAGGGACGCCGAAUACUAUCUCAACCGCUGGAGUGCCGAGAACAAGAACCUGAAUAAAGUCAUCACCCCAGCGAACCCAUCAGGGCAGAUCCCGUCGCCUUUACAAAGCCCCUGGUCACGUCUACCUCCAGGGGCAACCGCGAGGGCAGUGCUGGCCAUCACGACAGCUUUUAGACCCUUCUUUUCUUCCUCCAACGCCACCAUCACCACCCAGACGCCGGCCGACGCCCAGCUACUUCCCCCAUCUGUAUAUGACCCUCCGGCCACACUGCCCGCCUUCCCCGAUUCAACCCAGAGGGAUCCCAAACUGUUCAAGCUGUCUGUGUCGCCCAUGCUCAGCCUCUUCAGCCGCCGCGUCAGCAACAUCCCCUGCGUCUCCUCCUCGGGGGAAAACGGCACCUGUUAUUCUGCCAGUGUCUGUAAUAGGCUUGGAGGAGCCACAUCGGGCCAAUGCAAGACCGGCGGGUCCUGCUGCGUGUUCCUGCUCACCUGUGGAGGCGUGGUGACCCAAAACUGUACGUACUUUGUCAACCAGAACUAUCCUGCGCCUUUUGACGGGGUGAGCUCCUGCCAGCUGACCGUCAACAAGAUCAACUCAAACAUAUGCCAGCUCAGGUUGGACUUCGACUCCCUGGUUCUUGCGGGGCCCGAGACAACAGACCAUCAAUGCCUCAACGACCGUUUCACUGUGUCUGGCGGCAGCAGAACCCCCACCAUCUGUGGCACCAGCACCGGCAACCAUAUGUACGUGGACCUGGGCCGCACCACCAACACCCAGGCCGUGCUCACCGCGGUCACGAUGGGUCCCUCGUUUGAGCGGACUUGGAAGAUCAAAAUAUCCCAAAUACCUUGCGACGCCAACUACGCAGCCCCCACCAGUUGCCUCCAGUACUACCAGGGGGUGACGGGACAGAUCAAAACCUACAACUAUGACGUGAGCACCGGCCUGCAGCUCUCCAACCAGGACUACACCUCCUGCGUGAGAACAGAGAUGAACUUCUGCGGCAUCCAGUACAUGGCCUGCCAAGACACCGUGAACGUCAACAACCCGCAGUCCUUCAGUCUAACGGGAAGUACAGCGACGCCGGUAGGAGGCGUUGUGGGAUCGACGAACUGCGGCAAGGACUGGCUCAUCAUCCCCUGCAUUUCGGACUCAUCCGUUGACCCCCCCUCGAACUGCGUGGACAGGAUCUGCGGGGAUGCUUUCAACAUACGCGCGGGGACCACCGUAGGAGACACCGUAUUGUAUAGUAACGUGAAGCCGUUCAUGUUGGUGUACCGCACGGACAACACUGAGGGCAGCGCCACAACGCCAGAAACAAACAACCGGGGUUACUGCCUCAACUACGUGCAGCAGCCGUGCGUGUGAGACAGCGGGAAGGUACAUCAAGGGAAAAGGGAAUGGUUGUUACUAUGAAUAAAUGAUGGAGAAGGACGACUGGUAAUCUAUCACGGUCAUGAAAAAUAUCCUGUGGACCGUGAUACAGUAUUGUAAGGAAUUUGUAUAUAUGCUUGCACGCGUGUAGGUGAGUGAGUGUGCCUGUGUGACCAUGUUCCCCGCCUGGUAUUGUACCAUGUGUGUUCGUUUGUGCGUGCAGUUUUCCUCGUGCAACUUGUUAAAAUGUCUGGGGGCGGGCCGAGGGGCGAGGAGACGCCUUGAGAUAGUAAAGUCGCGUCCCUACCGAAGAGUAUACAGGACAUUAUCAUUAUGUCUCGUCUAAACUACUCUAUAGAGUACUUUCUUUAUAGAGAGGCGAGCGAGACUAUGGUCCCGCCCGCCUUCCGUGCAGUGCCCACUGUUGCCCUGUUGCUGCCCUGUUAUCUUUUGUUUCCCGCUGUACGAAGUGCUUUGCAUGUGAAUGUGUCUGUCAUUAUUGUGUUACUUCAUAUAAGUGCAAUUAAACCUGUUA
Messenger RNA from Eriocheir sinensis (Chinese mitten crab), 2350 nucleotides. RefSeq lists its product as uncharacterized. The coding region runs from base 370 to 1809 and encodes 479 amino acids. The record is from RefSeq and is a predicted model, not a curated record. Lineage: Eukaryota; Metazoa; Arthropoda; Malacostraca; Decapoda; Varunidae. The transcript has 9 exons.